Messenger RNA from Paecilomyces variotii, 1884 nucleotides. RefSeq names its product putative NADPH-adrenodoxin reductase Arh1. The record is from RefSeq and is a predicted model, not a curated record. Gene Ontology annotation, cellular component: mitochondrion. Gene Ontology annotation, biological process: ubiquinone biosynthetic process. Lineage: Eukaryota; Fungi; Ascomycota; Eurotiomycetes; Eurotiales; Thermoascaceae. The transcript has 3 exons. Bases 137 to 1765 code for a protein of 542 amino acids.
CUACAUGCUGACUAAGCUAUGUCCGAGGCCGAAAUGACCGAACUAAAGAUCCUCAGCUUCUCCGCGUCAUGAUUCAUGCUUAACAUUGCUUUGACCAUUGCCAGUCAUCCUCAUCCUCAUUGACAUUUCAUACACCAUGAAAGCCCGUCGUGCACCCUAUAUCUGCGCACAGUGCACGGCGCAUCUCCGUGGAGGGGUCAAUGGGAGCCCUUUGCGUCACCGUUCGACUGCGCUCUUUGCUCAACGCCGGUACAACAGCAGUACAGUGCGUAGUGACCGUCCAUUCCGUGUAGCGGUCAUUGGGUCUGGUCCAGCAGGAUUCUAUGCAGCUUAUAGGCUCUUGAACAAGGUAGAAGAUGCGGUGGUGGACAUGUAUGAGAAGUAUCCGGUGCCGUUUGGCCUGGUCAGAUAUGGAGUGGCCCCCGAUCACCCUGAAGUGAAGAACUGCGAAGAAAAGUUUACUGAAGUCGCAUCCUCGCCUCGUUUCAACUUCAUCGGCAACGUCGAACUCGGCUCCGAUCUACCUUUACAGUCUCUCAAGCCGCAUUACGAUGCAAUGCUGUUCACGUACGGUGCCUCGGAAGAUAAAGAGCUUGGGAUUCCCGGAGAGAAGGCCUGUCGAAAUGUAUAUUCAGCCCGCGCGUUCGUAGGAUGGUAUAACGGCCUACCGGAGUACCGCGAUCUGGCGCCAGAUCUCAGCAUGGGUGAAAAUGCGGUGAUCGUUGGUCAAGGAAACGUUGCUCUGGACGUUGCUAGAAUCCUGUUGACGGAUGUCGAUGUGCUCCGGAAGACGGAUAUCUCCGAGUAUGCUCUGGAGGAACUGGCCAAAAGUAAAGUGAAGCGGGUGCGCGUCGUCGGUCGUCGCGGUCCAUUGCAGGCUUCCUUCACCAUCAAGGAACUGCGGGAGCUUUUCCAGCUUCCAUCAGUCUCUUUCGAUCCUGUCCCGAAGGACAUCUUACCUCCAGAAUCGGUUAUCGCUUCGCUUCCUCGUGCUCAAAAGCGAUUGAUACAGCUACUUGCCAAAGGCUCCUCAACUAAUGAGCAGGAAGCAAGCAAGUCAUGGGCUCUUGAUUUCCUUCUAUCGCCGCACUCCCUACACUGGUCCCCCGUCCACCCUUACCGUCUCUCGCAUGCCAAAUUCACCCGCAACGAACUCGACCCGGCGGACCCAUAUAGCCCGACGUCAAAAGUAACGCGGAAGCUCCUAUCCAGCGGCAAGCCCGCAGAAGUGAAUAUCCCUGCGAACAUCUUCUUCCGCAGUGUCGGCUACAAGUCCCUGCCCCUACCCGGGUUCCAGGAGCUAGGCAUCCAAUUUGAUGACCGCCGAGGAGUCAUCCCCAACGACGGACUGGGAAGAGUCACCAGUCCAACUAAACAGUCAGAAGAGAUAGAAACACGAGUUGGCGCCGUCAUCCCUCACGUUCCAGGCCUCUACUGUGCCGGGUGGGUGAAGCGUGGCCCUAACGGCGUCAUCGCUACGACCAUGACCGACGCCUUCACGACAGCAGAUACUAUCGCUGCAGACUACGAGGCUCAAAAAACGAACACCGAAAGGAGUCUUUCUCUCCUCAACUCCGAAUCGGGAGGCAGCACCGGUCUCGGCUGGGAGGGAGUCCGUCCUGAGGCCGAGAAGAAAGGUCUCCGUCCGACUAACUGGAAAGAUUGGCAGCGGAUCGAUGCCGUGGAGAAAGAGCGCGGGAAGCAAAAGGGGAAACUCCGAGAGAAGUUUGGUCGUGUCGAAGAGAUGUUGGAAGUCCUGAACUAAGCUGGACUGGACGAAAGAAAUGAUAUAGAACUGUACUAUAUAUGUCGUCAUGUACAUACAACACAUUGUAACAUCUCCCCUGAAAGAAAUCAGAUGACCAAGCUGGUUAAAUUUACCGG